Trichobilharzia regenti is the source of this 979-nucleotide messenger RNA. NCBI's taxonomy places the organism in Eukaryota, Metazoa, Platyhelminthes, Trematoda, Strigeidida, Schistosomatidae. The record is from the annotation of a GenBank genome assembly.
UAUGAUUAUGGUAUUUUAAAGUGCACAAAGAUUAUUUAAUGCAAGUUAUACUAAGUUAUUCAAGAAUAAAGGUUAUUGACCAGUGAAUGUGUGUACAGCAAGAGCCUAUACAUAAGCUGUGUAGGAGUAGUAGCAUUAGUGUCUAACUAACUCAGGGACAAAGUUUUUCUCUCUCUGCCAUCGUUACCUACGCCAUCAGUAUCUGCGGUAGAAAAGACAAGGUAACAACGAGAAAUCAAUAAAUCGGCAACGUUGUAUAGAUUAAAGAAGGCAAUAUCAGCUAUAACAUAUAACGAUGGCCAGUUUUGAUCGUGAGCAAUUCUUCACCAUUGUAAGCUUAGCGCUACUCAUAAGUCUGACAGCGACAUCGAUCGGUGAGGACACUACUCUAACCAGUGGAUCGAAGCCGAAACUACUCCAAGCUGCUCAAGCCUUCUACUUCAUUGCUUUGUUCGCCUUCAUCUUCGCGCUCAUACUAUACUCAGUAUACGCCUUUAAAUUCCGCAGCAAAAGUUUGAAAUAUGCCUAUAUCGGACUGAUUGUAUCAGGAUUUGUGUGUGCAGUACUCAGUGUUAUCAUGUACUAUCAAGCAUUCUCCGAAUAUGGUACAGCUAAACCGGAAUCGAAUUCAUGGUUGAUUGCAGCUAUAAUGGCUUCCUUCCAAUUGAGUGUGUAUGUUAUCAUGUACCAUUUAAAUUAGACGCCUCACUGACUGACUGUCCAAUUAUUACUUAUUCACUGAACGAUUCAAACAAAAUCCAUGAUAGUAACAAUAUUCAUCAACAUUUUUUGAGAAGAAUUCAUUCUACUUCCUUAACUGUGUAAUUCGUUUAGAUUUUAGAAAAAAAUUAACUUUACUAUAAACACUCAUUUAAAAAAACAAUAAUAAUAAUGCUUCCACAGAGUAUACAUAUUAAAUCUUGGGACUUAAUGAAAAGGCUGUUGCAGUGAUGAGGAUUUUCUUCUCGACUAAGUCAUC